ACAAAGAAAGCACCACUUUUGAAUGAAGUUCACGUCUGUUCCUUUAGAAGUUUUUCGUUUUUGUCCACGAUUUUCACAGUUUCCACGAUGAACAGAAGCGGAGUAUCGCGGUUAGAAACGCGAAGCACGAGGGCAAAUAAAGAAGAACUCGUCAAACGUGUCAUGAUGACAGUUGAACGCGUUAGAAAAUGGGAGAAAAAAUGGGUUAAUUCUGAUGCAGAGGGAUGCACAUUGAAAAUCUAUAAAUGGGUGCCAGUAUCAGAUGAUGAUUUAAAAAAGGUGAAAACAAUUCAAAAUAAUUUACCACCUGGGAUUACAGACAGUAUGUCUGAUACAAGCAGUCCCCUACCAGCAGAUGACAGUAGUCUGCCAGGAAAGGACAGUGAACAAGCGCAGCAAAAUGAAUUAAAAAACAGUUCAGAAAAUGCCAAGGGCACUGGUCUGAAUGCCAGGCAAAUAGGCAAAAUAUUACAAGAUGAAGGAGAGGAUAGUAACCAUGCACCCUCAGUUGCCAGUGAAGACAGCACAUCAAUCAUGUUUCACCUUGGUAUUAAUGUUGUUGGUGAAAAUGAGGAUAGUCGCCAAAGUUUUCAAAGUAUCACUGAUAGCGAAUCCUCAGAAACUAAUGCAAGAAAGAGUCCAGCAUCAGAACCAUCGCAUAUUGUGAUAAAUGAUACAUCAGGAUUGUUUAGCAUAACUGCCCCCUCUGGAGAUGCAAACACCAGCAAUAAGAGUGACGAACCACCAGCAAAGAAAGCAAAAGAAUCAACCUCUUAACAUGUGUCCAUUUUCUCAGAAUUGGACUCAUUUUUUCCAAGAAAGAGAAACAAAAGAUGUCUAAAGAAUAUCACGUUUGAAAACUCAGGAUUUCAUCAUGUAUUGUAAAAUGACUCGUUCAAAGCAGAGAGCGCAUACAAAGAGCAAACUGUUUGGAAUAUAUAUUUGCGAUUUUAGAUUGUAUAUAGUGUAUAUGGUCACCUGGAAAGUAAUUAGCAUACGAAGCGUAUUAAAUAUUCAUGACGUAAGAAUAUAUUAUGUAAAGUUAAUGACGUCAUAUGAAUAGGCAGAAAAUACAAUAUGGCGACUCGAGGAGAAGAGUCAACGAAUCCUUUUGGCGACAAUCUCGAUGAUUUUGAAUUUGAUACAGCACUCAGUCGGCUUGAACAAACGCAGAACAGAAUCCUAGGAAGUACUUCUCGCUCUCUGGGGCUUAUCGAAGAGUCUCAUCACAUAGCAAUCAAAACAGCCGAAGAAUUAGACCGACAGGAAGAGGCAUUGUAUCGUACAGAACGAAACUUAGAUGAUAUGUCUCGCAACAUGACAGCAGCUAACAGGCAUAUCAAGUCGGUAAAGAGCGUCUGGGGCGCUAUUGGGAACUACUUUAGUAAACCAAAAGAAGACACGAGUGUUAAAAGUGAGCCGAUGAAGACAGAGGUACCUCAACGAAAUUUAAAUAUCGAUGCUGAUUUGAAAAUAGAUUACGGUGAACGAGACUAUCUUAGUGAAUAUGGUGGUGGCAACAGAGGGAGAGGAACAGCUGCUUUUGAGAGGCAAUAUGAUAAUCAUUUAGGUGAAAUUUCGCGUGGGCUAAGCAUCUUGAAAGACGAUGCGUUAGUUUUGGGGCAGACUAUUGAUCGACAUGAUGACAUUAUCACAAGAGUUCAAGGAAAGGUUGAAAAAGUUGAUGACGAAGUUGGCCUUGCUGACAGGAAAAUAAAGAAGAUUUUAAGAAGUUGAUUUCCUUCAAGAAAGUUUAACGAUUUAUGGGUUGCUGACAAUAUCCAGGACUUUGCUUUAAGGCAAUAUUUUUUGGACAAUAUUUGUUGGACUUCGCUUUAAGUCCCGUUUACACUUUUGCUGCAAUUUUCUGUGUGAUUUUCUUCUUUUGAUAGAUGUGAACGAGUGAUUAGUUGCGAAUGCUCUCAUGUAUAAGAACUCUUAUUUGAACAUAAAUCAUGACGUAAUUAACUGAUUCACUCGUUCACAUCUAUCAAAAGAAGAAAAUAGCACGUAAAAUUGGAGCAAAAAUUAGACUAAUCAGCAAGUUUGUUUUCAUUUUCAGUAACCAAUAGGAAUGCAUAAAUUUUUACCGCUUUCAGUCAGUCGAUCCUAUGAAAAUUUUGUAUGAAUAUUUGACAGAUUUUUGUCAUUACAACUCCGAUUUCAUUGACGUUUUGGCUAAACUGAACUGAGCUCGCGAUCAAUGAUAAUCAGAGAUACCAUUCAGGCUAAAUAUAUCUUAUUCUAUCGAAAACAAUGAUCUUUUUUAAACUCAUUCAAUUCAGCAGACAGUGGUUCAAAGUCAUGUGUCGUAUGUGCGCAAUAAUUUAACUAUCGAUUUGAUUUCUCUCUCUUUGAGUUUGUCGUCUUCUGAGAGAGAACCAAAAGACUUGCAAACACAAAUCUUGCAAAAUUUAGGCAAUUUAAGUGCUCGGUUCAAACUUUCUGACUGUUUGAAAUCAGACGAAACGCCCUCCAGUCAAGCAUCAGUUGUAACAGUAUUUGAAAGCAUUUACUGUCCGUAAAUCUGAAAUUACUAAAUAUAAAACAUAUACCACACGAUAUAAAUAUAAAUUACCUUUAAAUUAUCGUUACCACCAGCAGGCCAGCGAAUAAGGGUGUAGAUAAAAGGCGGGCGCGGAAGCGGACUGGCGGACGCGGGCCGGCGGACGCUGACUGGCGGACCGAAA
Molecule: messenger RNA, 2690 nt
Organism: Dendronephthya gigantea
Lineage: Eukaryota; Metazoa; Cnidaria; Anthozoa; Malacalcyonacea; Nephtheidae
Product: B-cell CLL/lymphoma 7 protein family member A-like
Exons: 7
Coding region: 1078-1737 (219 amino acids)
Biological process (GO): exocytosis; synaptic vesicle fusion to presynaptic active zone membrane; synaptic vesicle priming
Cellular component (GO): SNARE complex; plasma membrane
Molecular function (GO): syntaxin binding; SNAP receptor activity
Source: RefSeq, a predicted model, not a curated record